AUGAAGCUCCUGGCUUUCGCCUCUACUGUCACUGCCGCUGCCACUGGCUUCCGAGCCAGUACUGGCACGCUCAUCUUCAACGGCACAACUUACGAGACGCAUGAUCUCCAGAAUGGUCUUGAUGCAGCUCGUGCGUUUGGUGGUGAGGGAAUCUACUGGGCUGUGUCUAACAAGCGUGUCGACAAACGCCAGACUGUCAACUGCCAGGGCUUUGAAUCGAGCAGGCUCGUCGGCGACGGCAAUCCGCACCAGAACUUUCAAAUCACGCAGAAGACAGAGCCCUUUGGAUGCCCUGGAACCUCUGGUAGCCAGGGUUAUAGCGAUACUGUCGGCUGGAGCGUAAACGGCGGCGCUAACAUCCCCUUUAUCUCCGGCGGCUUCGCUGUCAGCGAGUCCCAUUCCCAAACCACCACCUUCGGAUCGAGUUGUAAGGGGGGAAAUGGCUUUGUGCUUGUCAAUGGUUGCCUGCAGAGCGCCAUGGCUCUUACCGCCUACACCGUUAACCAUUGUAUUCACUACUCCGGCAAGGGAUGCGAGGACCUUGAAGACUCAUGCGCUGUCAAGAUUAUCUACGCUCCCAAUUCUGAUGGUAAAGGCUCUCACUUCUUCACCAGCUAUACCGUCGAUCACUAUAACCUCAUUGGCUGCCAGCAGAAUGGCCAUGUCGACCUGUACUAUUCUGGCCCGCGUGGCAGCUCAAGCUGGUGGGAUGGAAAACCAUAUAUACUAGUGAGCGACGUAUACAUGCAAGCUGCUGAGCCUUACGGUGUACAUGUACCUAUGUCAGUUGGUGCUGCCUGGGCUGCGGCAGAGCAUCCUUGAGUCGGGAUAUAGUGCGGAUUAGGAUAAGAGUGCAGGCAGGAUUAUAGAUAUUGAUAGCAACAAGUUUGAAA
This is a messenger RNA of [Torrubiella] hemipterigena, 893 nucleotides long. The record is from the annotation of a GenBank genome assembly. Lineage: Eukaryota; Fungi; Ascomycota; Sordariomycetes; Hypocreales; Clavicipitaceae.